Messenger RNA from Aedes albopictus (Asian tiger mosquito), 4029 nucleotides. RefSeq lists its product as uncharacterized. Lineage: Eukaryota; Metazoa; Arthropoda; Insecta; Diptera; Culicidae. Bases 1060 to 3768 code for a protein of 902 amino acids. The transcript is spliced from 8 exons. The record is from RefSeq and is a predicted model, not a curated record.
ACUUGCGCAGCCAGAUCUCGACUCAGUCUGCUUUGUGGGAUAGGCGCAAGCACUUAUAACAACGGGCGGUUAACAACUGGCGAACGAGUGUAGGUUUCGGUUCGUGGUCCGUGGGAAUCUCUGGUGGUGACAGAAAAUGAAAUAAAGAAACAAACAGACGUGUGUACAGAAGGCAAGGAAAACGAACUGGGAUAGGCCUCGGAGAAGUCAAUGCGCGUCCGCUCCCGUGUACGUUCAAAUUGUCGUGCAAUAUAGCUGCAUAAUCUGGUCUUUACAGUGUCUAUUUUUCGAAUAAGCCUUCACAGUUCGAGACACAGCACAGACUGAAGGAAUUUUGAAGAUGUUCCGUAACUAUACGUGAAAAUGUGAUUUAAAAAUAAAACGGAUGUGAACUGGUGAAUACGACUGAAUGUGGAUUUAUCAUCUUGAAACUGUUGCUGACUAAUACCGCCGAGUGUACACGAAGGCUAUCAUUAUUUCCGAUAGUAUCACGAAUCGUGGUGAAAUCAGAAUCUUUCGCGGUGUCGUGUCCGCUUAUCAAUCUGUCGGCUGCCGUAGAUAAGUGUGUUUCAAGCCAUCCAGCUAAAAUCGUGAAGUGCAUAAAGUGGCCUUUAUAGUGUGUGCAGUGCACCCCACACAAGAAAAAUAAAGUGAUGCCACUUGAACGGCAUAUAUGAAAAUAGCAGAAAAUGUCGUAGAACCGUUCGAAGAUGAAAAAGCGUCGAAAAAAAUCGUUAAGAAAAUGUGAGCUUGAGUCGUGGCGGCUAGAAACGAACCGGCAUGUGUGUAUCGAGUUGAUUUAGAAAAUUUAAUUACGUCAAUUAGAGUGGUGGUGACCGAAUGUGAACUAACGACCGACCUAUCCACAACCGAGUGAGAAUCGACUGCGUAUCUGUGCGGGAAAGUGCAAGGGUAGAGUAGAAGAAGGAUACGAAACAUGUUUUGCUAGUGGAAGCAUGUGAUCAAAUCGAUCCAAUGUGUGUUGGCAAUGCAGCGCCAUUUCAAGAAGAUAAUUCAAAAAGUUUAAUACGCAGUCAGUGAGUCAUUUGUGUGGUUGAAAUGUACCCUGCCAGUAUGGGAUCGACGAAGUUUCAACUCAUCUUCAUCGUCAUUCUCGUGUACCAAAUUAACAGUAUUGAUACAAGAGAACACGCUGAGCAGCAUCCAGCUGUUUUUCGUCGCACCGAUGAUGGUGGUGGCUAUGAAGGAACACCAACUGCCACUCCCAGUGCUGAUGCGAAUCAUUCACAUGCCGCUGGAGAACUCGUCAGAAGCGGCGUCAGUUCGGAAACUAUCGGUUUGAGUAAACAAGGUGCCAAGAAUAGUUUCACCGGUAAUGAGUCAGCCGACUUCUGGCCAAGGCUGAGGCGAUCGGUUGGUGGAAGCGCCACCACCGGACAAACUGGAUCUCAGAGUUUAUGCAACAAGGAGGGCUGUAGCUGCUUGGAUCAGCCAAUCCUGACCAUCGAUUGCGAAGUGCAUGACAGAGAGCUGACGCUAUCUGGACAAUAUUACAUUCCCAAGGAGGCCAAAAGCCUCAACUUGCUGCUAGUGCAACGUCACGCACGAGUGCUGAUCCACACGAAACAGUUCGAGGGCUGCUUAUUGAAUCGAAUGCUCGUAACGGGCAAUUUCGCUGGAAACGAUGGUCGCGAGCAUGUGGAGUUCCUGGACGAAGCGCUCUGUCGAAAUAAUGGGACCUACCCGGAGCUGGAGGUGUACAACAUCCACACGGUUGUGUUCAGCAAACAUACGUUUUGUCAAGAAUUUAAGCUCAAUGUGACGAGAGCACAGGAGGUUAUCAUUAUGCCCGAGGCAUUUUCCGUAGCGGAGAGCGAGAUACUUUUCAACGGUGUCAGAGACAUCCGAAUACAGGAAGAUGCGUUCAGAAACUCGAUUUCAACAAAGAUCGACAUCGUCAACAGUGCAAUAAAAACCCUGUUCGAACUGAGGGCGUCGUUCCGGCAGAUACAGUUCAUAAACAGCACCAUCGAAGAGAUCUCAGCCAAAGCGUUCGAUGUGAAUAAAAUAGACUCAUUGAUAUUCGAAAACUGCAGGAUAGACGUUCUGAAGUCGGAGGCAAUCACCGAGAAGCUUCUCUGUAGAUAUUUCACCAUGACCGCUUGCAAGAUACGGAAGAUCGAGAAAAGCUUCAUAGCUGACAGUGGAAUGAUGAUUUUCAACAUGCAAAAUAACGUAAUCGAUGAAAUCGCUGCCGAUGCGAUUAAAUUCACAGGAAUUACCAGCAAAAUCACCAACAACAUAAUCAAGGUGACGGGGAAAAAUUGGUUCUUCCAAAAGCAAGGCUGGACGAGUGUACAGUUUUUGAACAACUCGUUUGGAGAGUUCAACUACUUCACACUGGAGAGAACGUCAUCACCGGAAGUUUGCAAAUUCCACGGGAAUUCCGUGACAUUCCCAGCCAUCCGUAGUUUCAGCUUCUUCCAACACAAGGAAUGUUCCUUGAGUGAAACUUCGUUCAACAAGCUGUGCAACUGCGACGAUCACUGGUUGCAGGAGCUCUAUUUUCAAGACUACGACAAACUACUAACGGAGAGCUACUGUAGAAUAGAUGAAACGUUGAAGUACUGCUUCAACGCGUCCACAUUCAAUGUGAAAGUGUACAUGCAACAAGUCUGUGAUGAAACAACACGAACAAUCGAUUGCUCACGCAGUCAAAAGGAGAAAAAGGUGGAACCGCAUUUCGUAAGCCCGGAUGAAAUCGAGUCACUCCAAUACAGUGAUUACUAUCAAUACAUUAUAAUUGGUGGGACUGUUGUAGUCUUGCUGAUAAUUAUAAUUUUGUCCAUAGUCAUUUUCAAAGUCUGCCGCAGGAGGUGCUCAGAUGAAUCCGGAGACGUAAUAUCGAAUGCUUCCUUUACCAUGACACACAAGCCAUCGAAAGCAUUUUCUAAGGAUGACAAAAAGAUUAUCAAUCAAACAUUAGAAACAAUCAAGGAGAAGCAAUCACCGGAAAGGUAUGAAGCCAUAUCCAAACACACAAACGAGCUUCUGGAUGGCCAUUUCACCGAGAGUGGAAAAGUGAAAAUCAUCGGCAACAUCCUGAAUUGCCUAAGCGAAUGCGAAAACAGUGGCGAUGAUUUUGUGGCGUUCACCGGCAUACUGUAUCGUCAUCUUGCCCCCAGCACUAGUCCUACACCGCACGAAACCAUAUACGCUGAACCUUCGGCCCCCCAGGAGGGUACAACCAUUAUUCAGGGAACGGGGGCACCCGAUCACAUAUAUGCCGAGUUGACGAGCGCGGCCCAACCGCUGCUGAUCAACGAAUACUCUGCGCCGAUGGAUUUGAGCGAUUCGCACUAUUCGGAACCGGUGCAAAUCGUUACGAAAGAUAACACUCGCACCCUCAUCACUCCGUACGCCAUAGGAAACAACAUAGGCGAUGUCAUGAUGCACCAGCAACCGGGACCAUCCCGGAAUCUGCCCGAUAUUCUGAAUUCGAACAGUGGCAACAACAACAGCCCUGGCACCAGUUACAGCAAACCCGGUGGUGCCACCCAUCCAAAUGCCAUAACCGUUGCGGAACCUCUCCGGUACAUGGACCGAUCGCCCACAACCAGUAGGGAAAUCCCGGAAUACACGCUGCCAGCGAAAAAAGUGCCACCGCCAAAGCCUGCCCUCCGACGUGAGCCUACGGUAGAGUCCGACUCCGGAUCGUCGACGUCCAAUUCCGACCACUCAGAGCACUCGGGUGGCAGUGAUAUUACCGUUAAAAUAGAUGAUAUCGUUGAGUACGCCGAUGCGUAGCAGUAUAAGCUAGCGAAAAUCGAGUCCAUUAGGAAUGAUGUUAUUUUUUAUUGAAACAAAACGUCCAAAAAAAUUCACUAAUAUUGUGUGUCCAGAAGUAGUAAGUUCUCGAAAAGUGAUAUUAAUUUAGUGCAGAACAUGUAUUUUAUAGUAUGGCGAUAAGUAAAAAUUACAAGUCAAGUUGUUUAGUAAGUUAUCGAUCUAGUGGAAUGUGGUGUAAGUAUUAGAGAAUAUUCUACUAAUAAAAGACUUUGUACUAGA